AAAUAACUAUAUAAAAAACUAAAGAUGGAUGUCUUACCUUCCCUUCCUUCAUCCAGCAACGAUUGGAAUGUCUGAGACAAAUACAUAGGUGCAGUAAUAAUCCUACUCUGAAUCCUGUGAUGCUUAUUCCUAAUAUUCGUAUACUACUCCUGCCAAUUCAUCAAAAUAAUGCCAUUUCACGGAAUAUACACAGACAGAAUGAACUAUUUUUGUAUUCUGAUGUUCCUCUUAAUGAUCAAUUUGGCCAUAUCUCUCCGCAUCUGCUACUUCUCAACAGAGAUAUAUCUCAAGACUAGGCAUUGAAAAUCAAUAGGCAGUAAAACCUUUGUGGGAAUCUUCACUUAUCUACCAGUGCUGGUGUUUAUAUCAGCAGUUAUUUUCAGCACGUUCAGUUGGAUCUACCAGAGCAGACAGAUAAAUGAAUACUUUAAUGCGACGAAUAGGUUUAGAAAGAAAUGAACAAAUAUUUGGUUGAUCAUCAGUCAAUGCAUGCUCUUGAUAAUCAUUAUUGUUAAUAUCACCCUCUCAUUCGUGAAAGAGAACAAUUUAAAGCUGAUUUACAGUAUCUUUAGACUGGUGGUGACAUUUUACUUCAUCUCAACAUCAAUCUGAUACGCUUGGGCUGUGAGAUACUACUAUCUAAAACUUAAUCUAUUUUCUCCAAAAAUGUCACAAAAAAUCAAAAAGAGAGUAAUCUGUUCGAUUUUAUUCGUAUCUAUCCCCUUGUUAGUAAGAGGGAUUAACAACAUAUCAAGAUAUAUAUUGCCUGUAGACAAGAUUGCCAGUAACUCUUUAAAGAACAACACGAUUUGGUGGCCAGCUUACAUCGUCUUGUACUUCACUCUGACUGAUUUCGUCCCAAUGAUAACUCUGAUGCUGGGUAUGAAGACCAUUUUGCACCAUUGUCGCCAGAACAAGGAGUCCAGCCUGAACCUUCUGCUGAACAAGAAGUCGUCUCAAAUUGAUACUACUGAUAUGGAUAACUUCAAAAGCACCUCGUCCCUAAUAAAAGAAGGUACUUCCUUUUCAUUCAAUAAUGAGCUCAGCAGAAAUGCCAUUGAGUCCAGGUUGAGUCCAACAGAUUCUUCUUUCUAAGCGAUCAAAUUCCCAUUACAUUAUUUUGCCUAAUAAUAAGAGACCAUAAAACUU
Molecule: messenger RNA, 1149 nt
Organism: Moneuplotes crassus
Lineage: Eukaryota; Ciliophora; Spirotrichea; Euplotida; Euplotidae
Source: the annotation of a GenBank genome assembly